Molecule: messenger RNA, 2619 nt
Organism: Talaromyces proteolyticus
Lineage: Eukaryota; Fungi; Ascomycota; Eurotiomycetes; Eurotiales; Trichocomaceae
Product: putative serine/threonine protein kinase
Exons: 4
Coding region: 414-2330 (638 amino acids)
Biological process (GO): peptidyl-serine phosphorylation; intracellular signal transduction
Molecular function (GO): ATP binding; protein serine/threonine kinase activity
Source: RefSeq, a predicted model, not a curated record
CUCCCCACCCUGCGGCAUCCCACUGGCCGCGAAGUCCCCUAAGUUAGCCCCGAACAACUCAACUGUCGCUCCCGUUGGUCUCCUGCCCCCCUUUGGUCGGUGUGCUCACUGCCAGUCAUCGUCGUUGUCGUCUUCUUCCUCGACGAGGACAGCUGCAGAUUUUGUCUUCACUCUCUUGUUGAUCCAGCUCUCCUCGGCCUGCUGUCCCUUGCUCAAGUCAAUUUGUGUGGCACGGUCUCUUCGCCAGCGCUAGGAUCAACGUGCUGUUUCACCUUGAAGCCAUCCAUCCCACCUUGCCUCCUGAUUCUGCACUGUACGACUUAACCCCUUCGCUCGUUCUCCCUUCCGUCAACCUCCUUUCUGACAAUCCACUGGCAGUCGCUUAGAGGAGGCCCCGUAUCAGCGUGCUCAUCAUGGACCCGAACAACAAUCGCCUGCACUUGAACUUUGGCUUCAAUGACAGGAACUACAAUGCUGCCAAUAACCGUGUCUACCCCACAACACCCUCCACAUUUCCGCAGCCAAUUUAUCAGGGCCAGGACUACAUGGAUCCUCAUGGGGCACAGAACAAUGCGUAUGGACAGGGCUAUUUUGUAGGAAAUGCCUAUCCGCAGCAGGGCCAUUAUCCCGUUCAACAGCAACAAUAUGCACAACAACACAGUUUACAAUCGCCCCAGCCCGCCGCCUAUGGAGCUCGCCCGCCUUAUAGUCCUAACGAUAGCACCAAUGGCUUGAUCCAGCAGUUCUCAAACCAGGAUCUGAGUGCACCCCCGAGACCAGGCCUUGCUCCGCGGUCUGCUUCUCCUGGUCAACGGCCUCGCACAGCGGGCUCGGCUGGGCCACAACAACAACAGGGCGGACAUCUUGCCCCGUCUAUGGCAAACCGCAACUCGAAGCCUCCGGGUGAGGAAGAGGAACUCCAGCGAUUUCCCGAGCGGUACUCUGAGAAUGUUCACAAACGGGGAAAGGCUGCCAAGGAAUUGACCAAUGUGUUCUUCCAAGAGAAUAUCGAGCGGGCUCGCGAGCGGAACAUGCGGUCUGUCAAUCUAGAUAAGUUGAUACAGAGCAACAGCUUGCCAGAGUCGAAGAAGCGCGGCGAAGUUGAAGCUUUGGCAAAGAAGGAAGCAAAUUUCCUUAGAUUCCUUCGCACUAGAGAGACUCCUUCCAAUUUCCAGACAAUUAAGAUCAUCGGCAAGGGUGCUUUUGGUGAAGUCAAGCUGGUGCAGCGCAAGAGCGACGGCAAGAUCUACGCACUCAAGUCAUUGAUUAAGACAGAAAUGUUCAAGAAAGACCAGCUUGCCCACGUCAGAGCAGAACGUGAUAUUCUGGCAGAUUCCAAGGAUAACCCUUGGCUCGUGAAGCUGCACGCCUCUUUCCAGGACAAUGCUUAUCUAUAUCUGCUGAUGGAGUUCUUACCGGGUGGCGAUCUUAUGACUAUGCUCAUUAAAUAUGAAAUAUUCUCGGAGGACAUUACACGGUUUUACAUGGCUGAGCUCGUUAUGGCAAUUGAGGCUGUACACAAACUAGGUUUCCUUCACCGUGACAUCAAGCCUGAUAACAUACUACUGGACCGUGGUGGCCAUAUCAAAUUGACAGAUUUCGGUUUGUCGACUGGAGGAAAGCAACAACACGAUAAUGCAUACUAUCAAAACCUUCUCAAAAACUCGACGUCGAAAGACAAGAAUCGUAACUCAGGGUUCUUCUCGGACGCCAUCAACUUGACUGUGUCAAACCGCGGACAGAUUAACACUUGGCGAAAAUCCCGUCGUGCGAUGGCCUAUUCGACGGUUGGAACGCCGGAUUAUAUUGCGCCUGAAAUCUUCAAUGGCCAAGGUUAUACUUAUUUGUGUGACUGGUGGUCAGUAGGAGCGAUCAUGUUCGAAUGUCUCGUGGGAUGGCCCCCCUUUUGCGCCGAGGACACGACCGAUACUUAUCGAAAGAUUGUGAACUGGCGGGAAUGUCUGUACUUCCCUGACGAGUUGCUGCUGUCAAGAGAGUCCGAGGGACUUAUCCGAAGCUUCCUCUGUGACCCUGAACAUCGCGUUGGUAACGAAGGUGGACAACACGGCGGUGCUACACAGAUCAAGAACCAUCCGUUCUUCCGUGGAGUGGUUUGGGACCAGUUGCGCAAGAUCCGAGCACCGUUUGAACCCAGACUCAGUUCCAAUGUGGACGUCUCGUAUUUCCCUAUUGAUGAGAUUCCUCAGGAAGACACAAGUGCUGCACACCGAGCGCAAGCCCGCGCAUUGCCCGAAGAACAAGAAGCAGAAAUGAGCCUUCCGUUCAUCGGCUACACAUACAAAGCAUUUAACGCAUUCCAGGCCAAUUAGCUUUCACGCUGAGAAAAGGGCUAUGAAUGUGUCGGCCGUUUUCAAUCCAUUUCUCGCCUUUUCAAACAUACAUACUCUUUGAGAGUUUGAAUUAAGUUUACGGGUACAUUGCACCUGACCUUGGCUGUUCAAAUUUACAAUUCAUAUUCUGUGAAUCCACGUUCAUAUGUUGUUGACGGCUGUGAGAUAUGCUGUGGGUCAGCAUUGCUAAAUCAUACUUGCAUUUGUUUAUUAUCAUGAUCAGCCAUAAAUAGUGUUGACAUGUAGUUGAAUACAAUAUUGAACAAAA